This is a messenger RNA of Microplitis demolitor, 3186 nucleotides long. RefSeq names its product filaggrin-2. Lineage: Eukaryota; Metazoa; Arthropoda; Insecta; Hymenoptera; Braconidae. The record is from RefSeq and is a predicted model, not a curated record. The coding region runs from base 82 to 3105 and encodes 1007 amino acids. The transcript has 2 exons.
AAGUUAUCAAUGUUAAACGUUACGCAGUGAUAGAAAAAUAUUUCCACACCGAAAAUUUUUAACCGAGACUAGGAAAAAAAAAUGAAAUUUAUCGAAUUUCGGAUUAUUUUAUUUAUUGCAUCAUGGACAAUGCUUCAUGGACAUAUACUACAAGGCCUUAAGAAUAAAUUGCAUUAUAAACAUACUGUUAUCACGGACAAUGAUGAAAAUCAUGUUGGAUAUGAUGUUGAGGCUGAUGAAAGCAAUAAUCAUGAAAUUGGUGUAAAAUCCCAGAAAAGUCUUAAAUAUAGUAUCAAUAUCGAUCCAGUAGGAACACUAAGUAACACAUUUAAGUACGGAGUUGAUGUAAGUAAAAAAGUCGGAGGUUUGUCGAGUACAGCAAUACAAACGGGAAAAGAAGCGAUAGUGUCUGCAGCUGAAAAGUUGGGUAGUAUCGUUUCAAAAAAAAGUAAAGUAACAGUUGAUUACAAGGUCGAAAAAAAUGUCAUGAAAUCUCAUGAAUUACAUGGGUCUAUGAGUACAAACCAUGGCGUUGAAGUUGCAACCGGAUUAAAAGGAUCGAGCGGAGAAAUAAAUAUUCAACUAUAUAAAAACGGUCAACAUCAGUAUGGAACAAAUUAUGAUCACAAAUCAUCAGUUACAGCUAAUAAUGCGUAUCAGACAAGCCUACUCAAUCCAGGAAUAUCAGUGUUAUCGAGCCAAUCGCUAUACGGAGGUACCACUGGAACGAAUGUCGGAGUAAAUUCAGAGCUACAUCAAGGAGAAUCGACAGUUAAUUAUAAUCAGGAAACAACUGGAUUUAGUGGUCAUGGAUUUCAAGCCCAUGGAUCGAAAUCAACGGAGCACUUCAGCUAUGGCAGUCCUCAACUGACGAUUGAAUUGAAUAAAAACGGUCAACAUCAGUAUGGGACAAAUUAUGAUCACAAAUCAUCAGUUACAGCUAAUAAUGCGUAUCAGACAAGCCUACUCAAUCCAGGAAUAUCAGUGAUAUCGAGCCAAUCGCUAUACGGAGGUACCACUGGAACGAAUGUCGGAGUAAAUUCAGAGCUACAUCAAGGAGAAUCGACAGUUAAUUAUAAUCAGGAAGCAACUGGAUUUAGUGGUCAUGGAUUUCAAGCCCAUGGAUCAAAAUCAACGGAGCACUUCAGCUAUGGCAGUCCUCAACUGACGAUUGAAUUGAAUAAAAACGGUCAACAUCAGUAUGGGACAAAUUAUGAUCACAAAUCAUCAGUUACAUUUAAUAAUGCGUAUCAGACAAGCCUACUCAAUCCAGGAAUAUCAGUGAUAUCGAGCCAAUCGCUAUACGGAGGUACCACUGGAACGAAUGUCGGAGUAAAUUCAGAGCUACAUCAAGGAGAAUCGACAGUUAAUUAUAAUCAGGAAGCAACUGGAUUUAGUGGUCAUAGAUUCCAAGCUCAUGGAUCGAAAUCAACGGAGCACUCCAGCUAUAGCAGUCCUCAACAACUGACGAUUGAAUUGAAUAAAAACGGUCAACAUCAGUAUGGGACAAAUUAUGAUCACAAAUCAUCAGUUACAGCUAAUAAUGCGUAUCAGACAAGCCUACUCAAUCCAGGAAUAUCAGUGAUAUCGAGCCAAUCGCUAUACGGAGGUACCACUGGAACGAAUGUCGGAGUAAAUUCAGAGCUACAUCAAGGAGAAUCGACAGUUAAUUAUAAUCAGGAAGCAACUGGAUUUAGUGGUCAUAGAUUCCAAGCUCAUGGAUCGAAAUCAACGGAGCACUCCAGCUAUAGCAGUCCUCAACAACUGACGAUUGAAUUGAAUAAAAACGGUCAACAUCAGUAUGGGACAAAUUAUGAUCACAAAUCAUCAGUUGCAGCUAAUAAUGCGUAUCAGACAAGCCUACUCAAUCCAGGAAUAUCAGUGUUAUCGAGCCAAUCGCUAUACGGAGGUACCACUGGAACGAAUGUCGGAGUAAAUUCAGAGCUACAUCAAGGAGAAUCGACAGUUAAUUAUAAUCAGGAAGCAACUGGAUUUAGUGGUCAUAGAUUCCAAGCUCAUGGAUCGAAAUCAACGGAGCACUCCAGCUAUAGCAGUCCUCAACAACUGACGAUUGAAUUGAAUAAAAACGGUCAACAUCAGUAUGGGACAAAUUAUGAUCACAAAUCAUCAGUUGCAGCUAAUAAUGCGUAUCAGACAAGCCUACUCAAUCCAGGAAUAUCAGUGUUAUCGAGCCAAUCGCUAUACGGAGGUACCACUGGAACGAAUGUCGGAGUAAAUUCAGAGCUACAUCAAGGAGAAUCGACAGUUAAUUAUAAUCAGGAAGCAACUGGAUUUAGUGGUCAUAGAUUCCAAGCUCAUAGAUCGAAAUCAACGGAGCACUCCAGCUAUAGCAGUCCUCAACAACUGACGAUUGAAUUGAAUAAAAACGGUCAACAUCAGUAUGGGACAAAUUAUGAUCACAAAUCAUCAGUUGCAGCUAAUAAUGCGUAUCAGACAAGCCUACUCAAUCCAGGAAUAUCAGUGUUAUCGAGCCAAUCGCUAUACGGAGGUACCACUGGAACGAAUGUCGGAGUAAAUUCAGAGCUACAUCAAGGAGAAUCGACAGUUAAUUAUAAUCAGGAAGCAACUGGAUUUAGUGGUCAUAGAUUCCAAGCUCAUAGAUCGAAAUCAACGGAGCACUCCAGCUAUAGCAGUCCUCAACAACUGACGAUUGAAUUGAAUAAAAACGGUCAACAUCAGUAUGGGACAAAUUAUGAUCACAAAUCAUCAGUUGCAGCUAAUAAUGCGUAUCAGACAAGCCUACUCAAUCCUGGAAUAUCAGAGUUGUCGAGCCAAUCGCUAUACAGAGGUUCCAUGAGUGUGAACAUCGGCGUUAGCAAAAGUAUUGCUGACAAACACCAUUUCGAAGAUAAAGUAGAGCUGAAAAAUAAUCUAAACUCAAACUCUGAGGGUAUACUUCACAAACCCUUUAAGCUUGUUUCUCGUGUUGCUGGAAAACUUCGAGACGCUGCUGAAUCUGCAGCAAAGACAGGAAAAACUAGAGCUCAAACUGCAGCUCAAUUAUUAAAAAAUGGUAUUACAAUUAAAAGUGAAAUAUCAUUGAACCACGAAGUCGAUAAUCACGUAUCGAGUUCUCAUCAUUGAUAAUUCAUGAAUGAGUUAGAAAUAGAUUUGUGUCAAUUAGACAAUUUACUAAAAAAUUAAAGAUAUUCUCUCAUCAUCAAA